AUUUCACCCUGGAGGCUGUGCCAGAAAUAGCUCGACUUCUGGGAAAGGAAGGGAAGCCAUUUCCCCCUCCUUCCCUUAACCUGGCGAUGAGCUCCGGCGACCGGCUCCGGAUUCUCCCUCAACCCGUGUCUGUCCGAUUCGAAUCCGACGGCUGGAGCUCCGAGCGCUGACAUUGCGUCCCAGGUCUUGCGGCCGAUCAAUGGGAGGAUCGAAGGGUGGCGCGACGGCGAGACACCGGUUUCCAGCACCCGACGAGGCCGGCGAUGACAUCGAAUGCUCCGGUCGGUCGUGCCGGUCAUGCACCGCGGUCCUUCUCGCCGACUGCAUCGCGUUGGGCUGCUGCCCGUGUGCGGUGGUGAACUUGUUAGCCUUGGCCUUGUUCAAGGUCCCUUGGGUGGUGGGGAGGAGGUGCCUGAGAUUAUUGAAGAAGAGGAGGGGUUUCACGAAAAAAAGGGUGAGAGAUGAGGGAAGGGGAGAGCAGUGUGGAGGGAUGAGAAGAAAGAGUAUCGAGAUGGGUAUUAUGGGAAUAGGGUUGGGAGAGGAUAGGAAUAUUGGAAGUUCGGAUCUUGGGUUUGAGGAAUACGAGAGGGUGUGGGCGGAGCUGUAUGAGGUCGGGCAUUGGGGGUUUGGGAGGGUGUCCUUCUCGGGGUUGCCGGGUGGGAGGGGCAUUUAGGGAAGAGAGAUGGCAAAUGCUGCUCAAAAUGCCCCUGCCAUUUUAGGUGUAGCUGAAACUUGGAAGGCGAUUAGCGUGGGGAUGAUGGGCGUGGAAAGUGUCGCUGACAAUGGACGCGCGCGUGAACGGCGUGUUGGGUUGUGGGUUUAGUUGCCUCUUCUGUUCAAAGUUUCAGAAUUUGUGAGAGGCGAAAGAUGCCUUCACAUGGGUCUUGUUCCUUUUCAAUUCAGAAACUUGUGCGACUUGUCUAUCAUUUUUUUAAAAAAUGUAUUCCCUGGAGCUGGAUGUUCAUCACUGUACGUUGUGACGAUGGUUCUGCUUGA
This is a messenger RNA of Phoenix dactylifera (date palm), 996 nucleotides long. RefSeq lists its product as uncharacterized. NCBI's taxonomy places the organism in Eukaryota, Viridiplantae, Streptophyta, Magnoliopsida, Arecales, Arecaceae. The record is from RefSeq and is a predicted model, not a curated record.